Molecule: messenger RNA, 1078 nt
Organism: Cavia porcellus (domestic guinea pig)
Lineage: Eukaryota; Metazoa; Chordata; Mammalia; Rodentia; Caviidae
Gene: Ciao2a
Product: cytosolic iron-sulfur assembly component 2A
Exons: 5
Coding region: 237-719 (160 amino acids)
Source: RefSeq, a predicted model, not a curated record
GAGGAUUGCUUUCUAGUCCCGCCGAAACUGAGCAAAGCAUGCUGGGGCAUGUAGUGCUGGUGGUUUCUUUUCUGAAGUCCUCAGUUUCGACCCGGUGGAGUCCUGCUUCUCUGCUCCCUUGAACUCUUUUCUUGUUUUGGCCCGUUUGAAGACCAGGAAGUUGAUGAAUCCUGAGGCCGCCUGCUGACAGACGGUGGCUCGGGUGGGACAAUCACCAGGGAUGGCGGAGCGUGAGGAUGGAGCGAGUGUCCGGGCUGCUCUCCUGGACGCUGAGCAGAGUCCUGUGGCUCUCAGGCCUCUCUGAGCCGGGAGCUGCCCGGCAGCUCCGGAUCAUGGAAGAGAAAGCGCUAGAGGUUUAUGAUUUGAUUCGAACUAUCCGGGACCCAGAGAAGCCCAAUACCUUGGAAGAACUGGAAGUGGUAACGGAGAGCUGUGUGGAGGUUCAGGAGCUAGACGAAGAGGACUAUCUGGUUAUUAUCAGGUUCACGCCUACCGUACCUCAUUGCUCUUUGGCGACUCUGAUUGGCCUCUGUUUAAGAGUAAAACUGCAGCGGUGUUUGCCAUUUAAACACAAGCUGGAAAUCUACAUUUCAGAAGGAACCCACUCAACAGAAGAAGACAUCAACAAGCAGAUCAAUGACAAGGAGCGGGUGGCAGCCGCCAUGGAGAACCCGAACCUGCGGGAGAUCGUGGAGCAGUGUGUCUUGGAGCCUGACUGACCUCUGCCCCAGGGCCACACACAGCGAAUUGUUUGGUGUAUUUGUUUAAACCCUUGUAAAGUGUAAAAGACUUGUGUUUAAUACAUAGAUGAUUCAUACCUCAAAGUAUUUUCUAAAGGAUUAUUUCCGAGCAAGUUUUAAUUACAAGGCUUACCUGACAUAUCCAGUGAAUAACAUUCUCAGGAUUUGUAACACGUAACCGAUCAGACAGAAGAAUCUUUUCUAGCUAUUAUGAGUAAGAUUAGUCACUAUUUUUUGAUGCCCAUUCUGAUACAACUACUUUUCAUGUCAAAUAUCUGCUGUGCUCAAGUGUAUUCAAUUUAAAUCAUUAAAAUAAAUAAAUCCUGUGAUUCUUAUAA